Procambarus clarkii (red swamp crayfish) is the source of this 651-nucleotide messenger RNA. The record is from RefSeq and is a predicted model, not a curated record. NCBI's taxonomy places the organism in Eukaryota, Metazoa, Arthropoda, Malacostraca, Decapoda, Cambaridae.
AUGGACGACACAGGGACGACACAGGGACGACACAGGGUCGACACAGGGACGACACAGGGUCGACACAGGGACGACACAGGGUCGACACAGGGACGACACAGGGACGACACAGGGACGACACAGGGUCGACACAGGGACGACACAGGGACGACACAGGGACGACACAGGGACGAGACAGGGUCGACACAGGGACGACACAGGGACGACACAGGGUCGACACAGGGACGACACAGGGUCGACACAAGGACGACACAGGGACGACACAGGGACGACACAGGGACGACACAGGGACGACACAUGGACGACACAGGGACGACACAGGGUCGACACAGGGUCGACACAUGGACGACACAGGGACGACACAGGGACGACACAGGGACGACACAUGGACGACACAGGGACGACACAGGGUCGACACAUGGACGACACAGGGGCGACUUAGGGUCGACACAGGGUCGACACAGGGACGACACAUGGACGACACAGGGUCGACACAGGGACGACACAUGGACGACACAGGGUCGACACAUGGACGACACAUGGACGACACAGGGUCGACACAUGGACGACACAGGGGCGACACAAGGGCGACACAUGGACGAUACAGGGACGACACAGGGACGACACAUGGACGACACAGGGGCGACUUAG